GAAAAAACACUUGAAAAUUUUAAGACAGGAGUAGAAAUAUUAAACAGAAUAGUUAUAUAGUGACUAUUAGCUCAUAAGCGGAGAUGAAACUAAAAAUUGAAAGAGGCUCAAUAGUAAGGGUGUACGCAAAUAUAAUCUAAACGAAAAAGUUAAAUAACAUUCGUAUGUGACAUUGAAACAAUUGUAUUUCUAUAAGAUCAAAAAAUCAUAGUUUUAAGUGAGAGAGGAGUUUUGUUUUUGUAUACAAGUGAAAUUAUGUUUGGGUUCGACGGAGAUUAUCGCCGACGUCCUGUACAAAGUUUAGGCGGUGCUUCGCAAUCAUGUGAUCGUGAUACAAUUAUACGUAAGGCUCAGCAGGAACGACAGAAACGCAAUGAACUACGUAGACAAAACAAUGGCGCAAUUGUCCUGCAAUCAUAUACACGCUCCUUUAUUCAUAGACAACGUCGCAAGCGUUUGGAGCGUGAAGCUUUCGAUGAUUUUUUGCGAAGUCAUCGUGAUCGUGUAAUCGAAGAUGAAUGCUUGGGAUACCUGCUAAAGCGCCUGCUUUUCUUUUAUACGAGUAGAGAAAGCAAAGAUGGCGAACGUCUGAUCGAUGUUUGUCAGCAAAUUAUACGUCAGCCCGAACGUCUACUUCGAAACUCCAGCAAAGAGUUCAUUUGGUUAUAUCGUCUAAAAAAAUUGCUUGACGUUUGCUUAACACAAAUGACACUGCCACAAACCUCACCAGCCAUACCGCUUCGUAUGUUAGAGGUGUUUACAGCAACCUCAGUACUAGAACGUUAUAUGGAGGAUGAAACUCGUGUGCAGGCCUACUUAAAAGUGGUUUUCAAUUUUCUUGUAAAUCAUGAGUACUUCAUACGUCUUCGCCACCUAAUGGAAACGAAGUGCCCACCACUAGAUGGCGAGACCUUACAUGCGCCGAGUCCAUUUGCUGAUGCUAUCUUCCAAUUGAUGUUACGUCCUUUACUCCUAAAGGAUGAAAUAUCUGGUAUUUAUGAAGAAUUUUGUAAACAUAUACUCGCUAAACCCUUCACGGAUCCCAUACGAAAUUAUGUUUUGCCUGCGCUGGCGGAGUGUGUGGAUUUCCCAUUUUCUAAUUUAAUAAGAAUUCUACAUCGUUUGACAAUUAAUCCUCAGGCUGAAAAAAUGCAAGUAGACUCAACUCCAGGAUCCACAAUAUCUACAUCUUCCUUCACUGACAAAACGCCUAAAGCUGAAAGCUUAGAAAUUCAGCGUUCAGCAAUAUUCAGCAGUUAUUUGCUUAAUGCAAUUUUAAUACUUGACCGUAAACAAUUAGAUUCUCUAGAUACACAAAACCUAGUUAGUGCUUAUAUAAAAGUAGUGGCGGAGAUUUCCGUCAAAAUAUUGCAAUUACCAAAAUCAACACUUAAACUGUCAGUGGUUCAUCAUCAACGCACCGAUGCAGAAGAAUCCAGCGACGACGAUGAGGAUGAAGAAGAGCAAAGCAGACGUUCACAGAAGUCGAACAAUGAUUUGGAUGCUGGACCACCAUCACUUAGUAGCGAAGAACAAAACGUACUUUUGGAGUGUGUGAAUUUGCUAAACGAUUCACAUCGUGUACGCAUGCUGACUGAACAAACUGAUACAUAUCUUGCUGAUGAAAAAGUGCUAUAUGCGUUGUGCGAAAUUUGUCACAAUCUUAUGAUCUACAAUAAGCAAGCCGUUUUUGAAUACAAAUUGCUGUACACACUAGCAUUCAUGCCAAAUGUAGUUCGAGCAAUUUGGUUCACGUUGACAACACAAUCUAGCCAACUAGGAUUCAAUGCACCGCUUUCACUGAUUUCUAAGGGUGUCGUGCCUAAACAAAACGGCGUGGAACAGACAAUUCCUCUAUUGGCUACAUUCUGCAUGCUGUUUGGUCGCCUUUUGCCUACAUUGCAUGACGCGGAAUUCUGUGAUGAAAAGCUGUUGCUGGCGAAAUCGCUGCAGUCCUCAUUGGUCGCCGCCACACAUAUUCGGCUAAUGCCCUUCUCAAUUGCUGAAAUUAUACAAUUGUCAAAGACAUUGAAGGAAAUAUCGCUGGGUUUGGUCGACUUAGCUUUCCCCGAGACUCGUUCGAAUCUCAACGAACACUAUCGCUUUGUAUUGGGCCGCUCCGAAACGGAUGAUAAAAAAAUGUGGCAACAAAAACAAGUGUGGGCGAAUUUAUUAAAAGUCGUCGUAUUCGUCUUGAAUCAGAUACAUACGCGGGAUUUGCGACUAGGUUUUUGCCCUGAGUCACAUUGGACCGUGAGUCGUUUAGACUUGCCGCUUGAUCGGCCCACUGAUUUGCCAUUGACGCGUGGUAAUCGCACACGUGGCAUACGCCCAUUUCAACCUAUACGUGAUUUUACACGCGAAGACUUCGAAAAUGGACCACCAAUGUCUACAAAGCAAAUACGCUCCAUUACAAUAUUGCGUGAAAUUCCUUUUGUUGUGCCAUUCAACAAGCGUGUGGGUAUAUUGCAAGGCCUCGUGGCAGCGGACAAGAUGCGCGUGCAAGGAAACUAUCAAGCUUUUCUGCAAGGCCCAUCGAUUAUUCUGAAGGUUAGGCGUUCACAUCUAUACGAGGAUGCGUACGAUCGCCUGCGACCCGAAAAUGAGCCAGAUUUGCGUCUGAAGUUCCGUGUACAGUUCAUAUCUUCACUCGGCCUGGAAGAGGCUGGCAUCGAUGGUGGCGGCGUUUUUCGCGAAUUCCUAUCCGAACUUAUUAAAACGGCAUUCGACCCGAACAGAGGUUUCUUUAUGGUCACAACGGAUAAUAAACUGUAUCCCAAUCCAGAUGUAGCCGAUCUGGAACCUGACUUUGAACGGCAUUAUUACUUCAUUGGUCGUAUACUCGGCAAGGCGAUUUAUGAAAACUUGCUCGUGGAAUUACCAUUGGCAGAAUUCUUCCUAACCAAGCUCGCAGGCAAAUAUGCCGAUGUUGACAUACAUCAAUUGGCAUCGCUCGAUCCCGAACUAUAUAAAAAUUUACUCUACCUGAAGGACUAUGAGGGUGAUGUGAGUGAGCUGAAUUUGGAUUUUACCGUCGCCAGCAAUUCUUUAGGGCAUACACAAGUGAUCGAAUUGAAACCGAAUGGCCAGAGCAUACCGGUAACUACAUCAAACCGCAUCGAAUACCUACAAUUGAUGGCCGAUUAUAAGUUGAAUGUGCAAAUACGUAAGCAUUGCGUAGCAUUUCGAAGAGGACUCUCUAAUGUAUUGCCGGUCGAGUGGCUGUAUAUGUUCAGUAAUAAGGAAUUACAAAUACUUAUAUCCGGUGCUGAAAUCCCCAUUGACUUGGAUGAUUUGAAGAAACACUGCAAAUAUGGCGGCGAAUAUAGCCUCGAGCACCCUUCCAUUGUACUGUUCUGGUCGGUUUUAGAGAGCUUCAACGACCUGCAGCGCCGACAAUUGCUCAAAUUUGUGACAAGCUGUUCCAGGCCACCACUGCUGGGCUUCAAGGAUCUGGAUCCGCCGUUCUUCAUACAAAACGCUGGCGAUAUGGAACGUUUGCCCACGGCAAGUACAUGUACAAAUCUGCUGAAGUUGCCGCCAUUCAAAACGGAAGAGCAAAUGCGCGAAAAGCUACUGUACGCUAUACAAUCGGGUGUUGGCUUCGAAUUGAGUUAAAGGGGGGUUUUGUGUUUUUCUUUUGUGGUAUAAUAUUGUCGGAAAUUAUAUUGCGUUUUAAUUGUAGUCUAAUAUUAACGAAAACCCACUGCAUGAUUUAAGUUUCUUCAAACUGCAUAAGAACUAACUUUGUCAGUAGUGUGCGUGUCAGGUGCAGUAAAUAGAAUUACGCUAUAAAUUAAAUGAAGAUAAAUUGGUUGGCAGCAAGUACUGGACCAUAGUGAAUUGUAGCAGAGUGUUUAAGCGAAACGGAAUAUAAUAAACUACCAUUCCUUACAAUUUGGAUUUGAUAAAUAUAAUAUUUACAUGAAAUUCUUAUAUGAAUCAUAAGAAGAUAAAUUUACAAUUGAUUUGAUUUCAAUAAAAAGCACAUUGUUGUUAUCAGAUUGCCAA
Molecule: messenger RNA, 4011 nt
Organism: Bactrocera tryoni
Lineage: Eukaryota; Metazoa; Arthropoda; Insecta; Diptera; Tephritidae
Product: ubiquitin-protein ligase E3C
Exons: 8
Coding region: 256-3618 (1120 amino acids)
Biological process (GO): ubiquitin-dependent protein catabolic process; protein polyubiquitination
Molecular function (GO): protein binding; ubiquitin protein ligase activity
Source: RefSeq, a predicted model, not a curated record